Messenger RNA from Daucus carota subsp. sativus, 1233 nucleotides. RefSeq lists its product as uncharacterized. The transcript has 4 exons. Bases 91 to 1128 code for a protein of 345 amino acids. Gene Ontology annotation, biological process: CAAX-box protein processing. Gene Ontology annotation, molecular function: metalloendopeptidase activity. The record is from RefSeq and is a predicted model, not a curated record. Lineage: Eukaryota; Viridiplantae; Streptophyta; Magnoliopsida; Apiales; Apiaceae. Gene Ontology annotation, cellular component: membrane.
GGAACACACACAUCAGAUAUAAACAGAAUUUACACAGCAGGGUAAAUUAUAACUUGUAUACGACAAUCAAUCUUGGUUGAAAUCGAACCCAUGCUUAAGUUUAAAUCCCAUUGCUUUCUCUCUCAGCGCCCCCUUCUUUUACCCUCUUUCUCUCCCAUCAGGCCUUCUCCCCCUCGUCAAGCUCACUUCCCACUUGCCCAAUUUUCAGAUACCCAUCAUUUUAAAUUCUCUUCAAUUAAGAGGUGGAAAGUUUCGUGCUUUAGGCGUGAAGAAUCUCCUUUAGAGAUCUCAAAGCAUGAAUUUGUUGACGAUAUUCUCCAUGAAGAUGCUCUGGAGUCUGAGUUUACAAAACCAAGUAGUUCAAAAGGAGAUCUGGUUUCAAAUCUUAGAGAGGCUGUAGAUGCGGUACGUGGAACUAUUAACAAACCGUGGACUGUACCAUGGACUGUAGAGACCAUCUUGCAGGUUACACUUCUUUGGAUGACUGCAUUCUGGUUUGUGGGUCAUUGGUUGGUUCCGACAGGAGCAUGGAUGAUGGGCUACAACAAUGUAACUUUAACAUAUCGAGGUCAAGCAUUCCUGAGUCUUUUAAUAGAUGUAAUUGAAGGUUUUGCCGGAGCUGCAAUCUUACAUCACUGUCUGUCAAGGUUUCGGCCCCUUCCAUCCGAGUGGUUCAAAUUCAGUUUGAAAGGUGAUUGGCUCCUCGACGUUGUUGUUGGAUGCCUCAUGUUUCCAUUGAUUAACCGGCUAUCACAAAUCAACCUCGAUCUUUUGCCUAUCCUACCUUCAAAUUCUGUCUCAAGUAUAGAACAAUCGAUCAUUGCAAAAGAUCCCGUAGCUAUGGCAAUAUAUGCGGUGCUCCUUAUGGUGUGUGCUCCUCUAUGGGAGGAGUUGGUAUUCCGGGGUUUUCUUCUUCCAUCAUUGACCAGGUACAUGCCAAUAUGGGGCUCAAUCCUAGUAAGUUCAGUUGGAUUUGCAGUAGUCCAUUGGAAUAUAUACAGAGUGUUGCCACUCUUUCUUAUUGGGCUUAUAACGGGUGUUCUUUAUACACGGUCUAAGAACCUAUUUCCAUCAAUUGUCUUGCACAGCCUCUGGAAUUUUUUUGUUUUCGUGGAUCUAAUGAAAUGAAAUUCUUUACUCUGUAGUUUAGGGUAUAAAUCUUGUAAUCUGUCAAUCCCAUGUCGCAAGUGUCUUUUGUCCAUUACCAGGGUUCAACAAAGUGUCUUUUGUCCA